Molecule: messenger RNA, 8630 nt
Organism: Porites lobata
Lineage: Eukaryota; Metazoa; Cnidaria; Anthozoa; Scleractinia; Poritidae
Source: the annotation of a GenBank genome assembly
AUGUGGUCCUUGAAAGUCCUCAUCGCUCUCUGUACCCUCAUACAGUGGGAAGGAAAUGGUGUUCAUGGAUGGUGGUAUCCCCCAGACUGCUACAACCUUCGUUUUCAGAACGCACCAAGUGGGAUGUAUUACAUACAACCGCUCGGGGCAAACACCAAACCCAAUCGUGUGUACUGCGAAAUGACAAUCGGUGGGGGUGGCUUCACCUUUCUUCCCCGCAGCCUUACAAGAACAUCAUCAGCGAGCAGGAUUGUCAGAGCUUUAUUUCGAGACAGGUACAAUGUCCUGCUUAAGUUGAAGAAGAAAAGUGGUAGUGAGUCAUACACUCUGAUCCAGCCUCAUCCGCAUUUCCCCAACACAGGGUUUGGGGUGUUAGUCAACAGUUUCCAUGGUUACACCAGACCGCUGAACGCCUUCAUGAAAGAGUACAUCUUUCUCAGUAUUAUUCCAGCAUACGCUGCACGCCGUCGUAGUAUCCAAUCCCAACAGCUAUUUUGCAUUCAUGCCAAACCACAAUCUGCAAACUCCCAGUAACUAUGGUGCUAGCUGGCAUAUCUUUGAAACAAGCCGCGUGGCGGUAGACUGGCGCUCCAAAGCAAUUUCCAUUCCUGGUCGCACCAUGCCAAAUGAGUUCUUCUUCUUGACAGAGCUGCAUUUUGGAGGCUGUGGAACCUAUACCUCCAGUAACCGUUGGCGCAAGUUUGGCUUUCACUCCACAGCCACUGGAAUUCGCUAAGAGUUCGCUUUUCCCUUCUCACCUUUAGACUGCUAAUUCCACGUAGCCACAAACUUCUGUUUUUGUGUUGACUUAUUUUAUGGUAAAACGUCUUAAAUUUUUGCGUUUCAGUUUUCGCAACGAUUUCAAUAAAACGACCUUAAAUUUCAAGUGCUCAGUACAUUUCGGAAAGUUGGUCGGUUUCGGACUAGAUGCAAAUGUAAGUUAAAUUAAUGUCAGACAAAAACGGGCUAUAUAGUGUUUGUUGUAACUUAAAGAAACAGGUGGUAACAAAGAAAAAUAAAAGUUGUUAAAAUAGUGUUUGAACCUUCUACUUCUUGAAGACCCAUUACAACAAAAAUUCCGUUGAUUAGCGACACACAACGGACGUCAUUAUCACUAGAACACAACAAAUAUUUGUGGGAGCAUGCAGCAGUUUUGCGAUUGUUUAGUCCGAAUGCGCUCGCAAAAGUCAGUUUUCACCCAACGACCGCCAGUUAAUUCUGUAAAAUAUCUCUUCGGUGAAGUAAACAUAGCCUAGAUUUUCGAAGCUUAUCAAAUAAAUUAACUAUUAUUUUCUGAACUGAAUUUUUCACAUUUCACUCCCCAGGUUUAGCUAUUAUUGGUAGAAAAGGGAAAUCGAAAAUUUUCGGGAUUCGCCGAAAAUAUGAUGGAGAGAGGCAUCAGAAAAUUCUUACCUUCUUAAAGGGUUAAAUUACAUCAUAAAUUUUCGGGAAAAUAAUAUGGAUGCCCUUUUACUGCGCUUUUCACAAAAAUGGGAAUUCUGAAGUUCAAAAGCCAACUGACGAUUGCGUUUUUCGCUGCCCUCAAUCAUCUUAACGGACCUUUAGGAAACAAUACUUUACUUUAACGGGUUCAAAAGGUCAUGGUUUGUGAUUUGUGGUUGGUGGAUUUCGAUCCAUUUUGUGUGUUUCUAUGUUUCAAGGUUCGUUGCUUGUGGUCGUAAUUAUGAUUGACGGCAGCGAAAAGCGCAAUCGUGAAGGCGGCCUUUGAACUUUAGAGUUCGCAUGUUUGUAAAAAGCGCAGUAAAGCUAGUCGCGAAACUACAACUAAAGGCCCAUUAAAGAAAGCACACAACUAUCUUUAUUCAGUAUCAGUGAUGUAUGUCUACACGAAAUAUAUCUCGCUUUCUAUAGGCUAUUUCCGAGUUUCCCCGGGCCUCAGUAUCAAAACGAGGUUUUGCACAGCCUUUGAUAUGGAAAUGGUUGUCAUUCUCACGCAAAUAAAAGUUAUUUCGACAAGAAAGGUUGCCCCCUACAGCACUUGGCCUCAUUUGGAAAGUGAGGGUUUUCAGUUGUAACUCGGAAGUGGCCUAUUCAUGUAAUACACGAGAGUGCCCUAGGAUGACCGAACAGUUGCAUAUUUUAUAGCGCUACGGCUUAGAUUGCAUUUCUAGAUUUCUAGCUUAACGAGCGAUGUCAUGACAACCCGGCAGAAGAUUAUGACACCUAUUUCCCCUUUAUUUGACACGAAGAAUGUUUAUACUUUGAAGACACUUCUAACUAUUAAUAGUGACUAAGACCUUUCGAGAUUGAUUAAAAUUAAACUUUGGACAAUAUUUAUUUAAGCAUCGACUUGUUCACUUUCAAAUGACUUGCCACUUUUAUUUUAUUUCUUUUUCGACUCUUUUAUAAAAUUUUUCUUUAUAGUAUCCUAUAAAUUAUCUCACAUCAAUUUAUAUCUAAGAAAUUGCGUUCCUUUAUUAUUUUUUUAUAAUAAGUGCCUUCCCUAAAUUUAAUUUACCCUGAUUGCAUCAGUUCAAAACCGCGUGCCAUGUUGAACAAAACAAAGAAAACAAGUUUCCCGUGACGUCAUCCAUGUGUCUGUACUCUGAUAGAUCAUGGACAACGACCAAUCACAGCGCGCGAAGCAUUCACAUCAUUGUAUAAAAUAUUAAAUAUUUACACACUAGCAGCAGCUUAGAAUUUUUUUUUUAAUUUUUCUAUUAUUAUUAUUAAUACAUGAAAAUGUUUUGCCUUUUCUUGCGGAAUUAUUUGGGAUGUAACCCUGAAUAGAGCUUUACUGUGUUGUGAAUGUCCCUCAAUAGUCUUUCGUAUUGUUUAAAAUACUAUUUUCUCAAAUUUGUAUAAAUUUUGCACACACAACGGAAUUAAGAUGAUUAACAAAAUUGAUUUGCGUUACCCCCAUAGCCGUCUGCUGAAUAAACGCUGGCGAAGGUAAAUACACUAAGGUUAUAAAAAGUUAUUCAAUCUGAUUUAACUUAAAGUGGUAGUAUCUAUUACCCCGAUAAUAACAAACUAACUGAGGUAGUUUUGCGGCUAAUGAGAAAAUGACCUUAAUAAGACGAGGAGGAUUCAGUUCAUUCAAUUUUACCCGAUUCAACCGGCUAAAGCACCCUUAUUUAAGUUUUUCCUUUUUGAUUCGAUAUUUUAAUAUUUUCUGUUUUCUCAACGGAAGGUUAGCAAAUUUGCCUAACCUCACUGAAUUGCCUUGUGCUCUAAACACUGUUGAGGGUAAAUAAAGGUAUUAUUUAAUUUAAUUUAAUCUGAUUGUAAGUAAAUAUACUAAAAACAUAGAAACAAAUUAAUAGCUGGGUAAAAAAUGACAUAUACAUCAUUACUUAGUUUAACAGCAGCUUUUAUAUAUGAACAACAGCCGGUAAUUUCUGAUGAAUUUGGAUUCCUUUUACUCCUUGACUGAUACGUGUAAUAAAAAAAGGUCACGUUAAUGAGUAAAAAAGUUGCGAAAAAACUUUAAAAAGAACACAGACAUGGAUAUAUUGGUUAAUUCUUGUUUCUAGUUAUUCCAACAAAAACGUUUACCUUGAAAAGGAUGAACGUCAAUUCCUUAUUUUAAAUGAAAUGUUUUAACAGCUGACACGGAACACAUUAUUAAGUGCCUCAAACUACUGCUGAGCCUCUAGUAUUUAAAAUCAAUUUUUUUUUCUGCAGCUUUAGUUCAAAUCACGUUUCAGCGUCCAAGCAACAAAAAGGUAGGUGAUUCAGGGGCACCCAACGACUAUUUUCUGUAAAACAUCUGUUUGCGGGAGAAGAAAAUAUUGCCUAGAAUUUUCUACAGCUUGAGGAAAGCUGAAAAAUUUGUACAUGACCGUUCCAUUCGUGUACAAUUUAUGAAGUUUUUCCAACAAAUUUCCUACGAUUUUCUAAAGUUUUUAAACUUUAUUUUCGCUUUCACUCCCCAGGUUAAGCUAUUUUUGGUAGGAAAAGAAAACCUAAAAUUUUCAAAUUCGAAAAUGCGAUGGAAAGAGGGAUCAUAAAAAUUCAAUAUUUCUUUCAUAAAACUUUAAAUUGCAUCUAUAUAAAACGUUUGGGAAAGGAACAAGUUUCCCUAGGAUGACCUAAAAGAUGCAAAUUUUAGAGCACCGCUUAGAAUGCUUCUGAAAAGUACCCUCUGCAUAGCCUAAAAAGUGUCAGUUUUCAAUGCAUUUCAUGGUAGGAAACCGUCGCUGGGUGCCCCUCACUGGUGAUCAGAUAUGUUUCAUACUGGAGGAUAAACUCUAUUUGCAAUAGAAACACACUACAGUUGAACCCCUCCUCUCCAAAACGGCCAAAAUGGCACCUCAGGGACAGAAGAGUGUAUCCGUUGAAGAGAGGUUUAAACAGGAGUCAAUUUAUCGACUGUCCGCCCAAAAAGGUGGCCGUUGAAGAGAGGUUGCCCUUUCUGGAGUCAGGUGGCCGUCGGUGGAGAUUCGACUGUAUAACCGCGUCGAAAAAUUUAUCCCGAUUUCAAUCCCAGAAGGUCCCACAAGCUAAGGGGCACUUUGACUACGAGUAGUCCCCAUUUUUCCUCAGGGAUAGUAGAGCGAGCGAAACGCGAAAGCGCGUGAAAAUUACCCCACGCGAGAAAAGGCGACAAGCGUGGGGUGAUUUUCACGCGCGCUCGCGUUUCGAUCGCUCUACUAUCCCUGAGGGAAAAUGGGGACUACUCGUAGUCUAGGGGCACUUUGACUCAUUUUAGCGCUUUAUAACGUCCAAAGUUUGGAAUAGGCCUUUUCAAAAUAUUGUUUACUUCUUUCAAAAGGACCGCGCGGAACAAGUCUUCAAUUGCCGUGUAGACUUACAGCAAGUAUGCACUCCUUCGGAAUAUCGCUUUUCUUUCCUUUUUUGGUCGUUCGUGACUAAGAAAAUGUGUUAAGUGAUUUUUAACCAGGAUCGCAUUGGUUGUUUACCAUUUACAUGGGCACUGAUCGGUCAUUUCAAGGACCGGUAAAUUUCGUCUUGGAAUCACGUUUAUCAAAGAUGGAUUUCAAGAAAUGGAACACGCCGAAUUUCCGAUUUGAAAAUGCGUUAAGUGACUUCUAACCAGGAUCGCAUUGGUUUUUAAACAUUUACAUGGUAGGGGCACCCAACGAGGAUGUAGUUCAAAACCACUUAACAUAGCAUUGUUUAACGUAUUUUAGUAUUCAAACGGUAGAUAUAGGCAUAUUUUUAUCCCCUAAAAACUUUUCAUCUGUUCGGAUUUCCUAGCUGCAAGUCUAGUGAUCCGAAAAUUAUAGGGAUAAAAACUUGCCUUCUCGAAAAUUUCAGCCAGGAAAAGGCUCCCGAAAAUUCUAGGUGGCCUUUUUAGGGUCACAAUCCGUUAAAAAUGGGUAAUUAUACCAUUUUGUAGAUGUUCGAAAAUCCUAGGAGAGGCAGGCAAGCAAGAAAUUUUACAACAAAUGCUCCGAAAAUUCUAGAUCUCAAAUCGUCUUCCGAACAGAUAUUUUCCCGAAAAUUGCCGUUGGGUGCCCCUGACAUGGGCAAACCGGUCGAGUCAUAACCUGCGAUGAGUCGUUUUUGGACUGCCUGAUGGCAGACGUUAGUGGAUUCACGGACUGGUAAAUUUCGUCCCGAAUCACGUUUACCCAUUUUACAAAUCAGUUUCAUUUACCGAAAAACAGCGGAAAGGUAAACCGGUAUCAAACGGAUGGCUUUCAAGAAAUGGAGCACGAAUUUCCGAUUGGAACAUUCCGUUCGAAAAAACUGGACUUCCUAUACAGAUGUUCCGUUGUUUCGGGGAAAUUUUUUCGGAAAUCUUCCGCUGAACGACUCAAAACGAGUUGUGUACCAUUUAUUUUCCUACUGGAUUUUCCAGAAUUUUUUUGGAAAUAGUAAACAAUCAUUAUCUUAAAUGAAUUUCACCUAUUGGAACUGUCGAACUUUUUUUUUAAUUGCAGAUGAUGUCACGUUUGAGUUUCCUGUUCCUAUUCCUGUGUGUUGUAAUACAGCAGGAGGCAAUUGGUGUUAAUGGGUGCUGCGGCUGCGAUGAGGUAAUUUAAAGGUUUCAAAACACUCUUGGCAAAUAUCAAUAAUCAAAAUACAUACUUCCUUUUGCAAAUCAAUCCGUUAGAGCGACGUAUGACCCUGAAAAAUGGUUUGGGGGAGGGUCCGUUAUUAGUUUUAUCAGUCAAGCAUGAAAAGAUCAAAACAUUAGACUACGAGUAGUCCCCCAUUUUUCUUCGGGGAUAGUAGAGCGACGCCUUCUCUCGCGUGGGGUAAUUUUCACGCGCCCUCGCGUUUCGCUCGCUCUACUAUCCCUGAGGAAAAAAUGCGGGACUACUCGUAGUCUAUCAAAACAUGGACACUUCGUUUGCUUUCAUUAUGCCAAAAUUUCCGGAAUUUUCGAACCAAACCUAAAUGGAACGGUUCGGCCCAGUUCUAAAUUUUCCGUUCAAAGCGGUCCACCUCCAGAGGUGGUCCUGGAUGGAACUAACCUUAACUGCAUUAAUCAAGACAAUAAUAUUACAUUGGGGGAGGGGUAGCAGUUCUGAUGAUAAACAACUCGAAACUCAGCAAAAGUCAAGCAAAUUCAAAAUGCACCAGCUCCCCCUCCCUCUUUCCAUGUAACUAUUGAUCUACUUAGUACUGUACACUAUUAGGUUAUUCUAAUCUAACUGGCAGCCAAUUUUUUUAUAUACAAGAACAAUUUUCAUUUUCAGGCUGAGCGAGUUCUUAUAUAUAUAUAUGGUACUUUUUUGACCAAAUUUCAGCCUAAACCUUCUUAAUCCACUUGUCCUUUUAUCCGGGUUUUUACUGUAUAUUACUGGCUUCUCCGAAUGUUGACGAUGUUUCCCGCGUUUUUCUCUUAGCAGUAUGUGACCUUAGCCCUUACGACAAUCCAACAAUCAGUUCGGUCGGAGUUUUGGUUCUUACGCUUUCCAUUUUCCCUUCGUUAGUCCGAGCGGUCUCUGACUGGUUGGUCCGAUAUAAUCGGGAAAGCACCCUUCGUUUUCCCGCCAAAGAAAACCCUAAUAUGAAGAAGGCAUUAUUUGAUUGGCCAAUGGUGUUACAGUAUGAUGUCAAAACUAAGUAUCGAUUGAUUUCUAGAGAAGUUCUUGGGCAUGAAUUUUUUUUUCACCAGAGCGUUCGCUUAACUAACCAAAAGCCGCGGCCGGUGUUUAUAUCCGUUCGAUAAACCAAUCAAAUCGCUCUAUUUCCAUUCAUUUGUUGUUUCUAUUUUAUUCGCGCGUUUUCAUUUAAAGGUCAUAAGAAAAUCGCGCUAUCAUUGUCAUCAUUCUUUCCACUUCUUUCUGAUUCCCAUGUAAGGUAAAUCAAGUCUUGGAUUCUGGAUUCCACGCUGUGGAUUCCAGAUUCAAGGUACUGGAUUCCGGAUUCUUCAUCGUUAGUGGAACUUGGAUUCCGGACUCCUAUCAUUAACGCGAUUCCGGAUUCCUUAAGCUAAUUUCAGGAUUCGAAAGCCUGGGAUUUCACAUUCCACAAGCAAAAAUUUCCGUAUUCCGGAAUCCGGAUUAACGUACCUUACGUCUGGCAAUUUUGAACCCAUAUUAACAAUUCGACUUGAAGACAAGUACACAUUACUAACCGUCAGUUGUCUUUUGUCAGUUUCCUAAAGACUGCUUCAGUCUUCCACCGAACUCACCAAGUGGUGUGUAUAAGAUACAGGCCCUGGUCGACGAAGAGCCUUUUGAUGUUUACUGCGAGAAGGCAAUUCAUGGUGGAGGCUUCACCUUUCUUCCUCGUGGCUUCACUAGAUUACCAUAUGCACAAAACAUCGUCAAAGUUUUAUUUCGAGACAAGAAGAACGUACUACUUAAAUUGCAGAAAAAGGUUGAUCGUAGCGAGGCAUACACCCUGAUCCAGCCUCAUCCGUCGUUUGCGAACACAGAGUUUGGUGUGUUAAUCAACAGCUUCCAGGGUUACACCACGCCACUGAACGCCUUCAUGAAAGAGUACAUCUUCCUCGGUAUUAUUCCUGCAUCAGCUGCACGCCACCGAAGUGUUCAAGGCUUCAGAUCCAAUGGGCACACAGUCCAGUUUACAAAUUGCGAUGCCAAUCCAAACAGCUAUUUCGCAUUCAUGCCAAACCACAAUCUGCAAACUCCCAGUAACUAUGGUGCUAGCUGGCAUAUCUUUGAAACAAGCCGCGUGGCGGUAGACUGGCGCUCCAAGGCAAUUCCCAUCACCCAUCCUGAUCGCACCAUGCCAAACGAAUUCUUCUUCUUGACGGAGCUGCAUUUUGGAGGCUGUGGAACCUACACCUCCAGUAACCGAUGGAGCAAGUUUGGCUUUCAUGCAACCGCCAUUGGAAUUCGCUAAGUCCCUGUUUUCCCUUUUUUAAUUUCCCGUCUUUAGAUUAGUUGCAGCCUGGUCAGUAUUGUAACAAACUUCCCUUAUUGUUCUAAAUCAAGUUAUAUAGGAUAAGCUUUUAUUGAAAAGCCUAGAUAAUACCUUUCUGGUCUUCUUAUUGUAGUAAUGACGGAUAAACAACUUCAAGGAACUUUGAGUUUCUAGAAUAAACUGCUGAUUUUUAAAAAUUUACUGUCAAUUCUGCCUUUCUAAGGUUGAGCCGAUCAUACCUGCUGACCGUUUAAAAUUAGUUUUAAAGUUAAAUUUACAUUAGCAAAACAGGUAAGUUCUAGUAUUAAUUGUAACCGUAUUAAAAAAGGCGGGAGAAGAAAAAAAAAUAAAGUGUC